AUGAAGAUUGGAAAGAUUUAUGUUCUUCUCCUAGUUUUAUAUAUUUUACCCGCCGCAUUAGCUCAGCUCAGGGUCGGGUUUUAUAGCCAAUCAUGCCCUAAUGCAGAGACUAUCAUACAGAACUUGGUCAGCGAGCGGUUUGGUCGUGACCCUUCCAUCACAGCCGCCUUGACUCGGAUGCAUUUUCACGACUGUUUUGUUCAGGGCUGCGACGCUUCUCUCCUCAUAGACCCAACGACGGCGAAUCAAGAACCGGAAAAGAUCGCCGGGCCAAACGGCAGCGUGAGAGGGUUCGAGCUGAUAGACGAGAUAAAGACGGCUCUCGAGGCUCAAUGCCCCUCCAUAGUCUCGUGCUCUGACAUAGUCACGCUCGCCACACGUGACUCUGUCUUCUUAGGUGGAGGACCGAGCUACGUGGUCCCCACCGGACGACGUGAUGGCUUUGUGUCAAACCGUAUAGACGCCGAAAGGAUCCUCCCCGGACCAGGCCUCGCCGUUCCAGAUAUGCUUACGUUCUUUGGGAAUAAAGGGAUGAACGUUUUCGAUGCGGUGGCUCUUUUGGGUGCACACACCGUUGGGUUCGGUUCUUGUGGUAAUUUUGUGGACCGGCUCACUAAUUUCCAAGGAACCGGACAGCCCGACCCCUCUAUGGACCCCGGUUUGGCUGGCAGGCUAAGGAACACAUGUUCGGCUGGAGGCAGCCAAUUUGCGGCACUGGACCAGUCGACGCCAUUCUCAUUCGACAACUUAUUCUUCACUCAGAUCAGAGAAAGGAAAGGAGUCUUGCUACUUGACCAGCGGCUUGCGACCGACCCUGCCACUUCUGGUGUUGUGUUUCAAUACGCGGUCAACAACGAACUAUUCAAACGUCAGUUCGCAAUUGCAAUGGUGAAGAUGGGAGCCGUUGACGUGCUGACCGGUUUAGCCGGUGAGAUCAGGAGGAAUUGUAGAGCAUUCAACUAAAGCUCUUUAAUUAAUUAACCCGUUUCUAAAUCUGAUUUUUGAAUUGUUUUCUUAUUUUUUUUCUUUUUUGCUUCUGAUAAAUUGUGAAUGGUGGUGAUUGCUUGUUUACAUAAUUAUAUAUGUAUAUGUAUAUGUUUAAAAUAAGAUUUGGCGAAAUCGAUUUGAUAAUAACAGCAAUAUGUUAUUUUGGAUCGAACCUCA
Messenger RNA from Eutrema salsugineum, 1164 nucleotides. Its product is annotated as peroxidase 28. Gene Ontology annotation, biological process: response to oxidative stress; hydrogen peroxide catabolic process. The coding region runs from base 1 to 963 and encodes 320 amino acids. Gene Ontology annotation, molecular function: heme binding; peroxidase activity. The transcript is spliced from 3 exons. NCBI's taxonomy places the organism in Eukaryota, Viridiplantae, Streptophyta, Magnoliopsida, Brassicales, Brassicaceae. The record is from RefSeq and is a predicted model, not a curated record.